Messenger RNA from Cricetulus griseus (Chinese hamster), 763 nucleotides. Lineage: Eukaryota; Metazoa; Chordata; Mammalia; Rodentia; Cricetidae. The record is from RefSeq and is a predicted model, not a curated record.
CUCAAUCUUUUUUUCUAGCUAUUACGCUGUCCUGUAUCCAAUGGUGUACCCCAUGAAGAUCACAGGGAACCGAGCCGUGAUGGCUCUUGUCUACAUCUGGCUCCACUCCCUCAUUGGUUGCUUGCCACCCCUAUUUGGUUGGUCAUCGUUGGAGUUUGAUGAGUUCAAGUGGAUGUGUGUGGCUGCGUGGCACCGGGAGCCUGGCUACACUGUCUUCUGGCAGAUCUGGUGUGCCCUGUUCCCCUUUCUCAUCAUGCUAGUAUGCUAUGGUUUCAUCUUCCGUGUGGCCAGGGUCAAGGCCCGAAAAGUGCACUGUGGCUCUGUGGUCAUUGUGGAGGAGGAUGCCCAGAGGACCGGGAGGAAGAAUUCUAGUACCUCCACUUCCUCCUCAGGCAGCAGGAGGAAUGCCUUUCAAGGCGUGGUCUAUUCAGCUAACCAGUGCAAAGCCCUCAUUACCAUUCUUGUGGUCAUUGGCGCCUUCAUGGUCACUUGGGGCCCCUACAUGGUUGUCAUUACCUCAGAGGCACUCUGGGGGAAGAACUAUGUCUCCCCAACCCUGGAGACUUGGGCCACAUGGCUGUCCUUUACCAGUGCCAUCUGCCACCCUCUGAUCUAUGGACUCUGGAACAAGACUGUUCGCAAGGAGCUCCUGGGCAUGUGCUUUGGGGACCGUUAUUACCGGGAACCAUUUGUGCAGCGACAGAGGACCUCCAGGCUCUUCAGCAUUUCCAACAGGAUCACAGGUAAUUUGGGAACCUGUUAG